GAACUGGUUCAGGAGGCGCUGCUGUGACGUAGCAGUCCACCGCCAACACACGCACACACGCGCGCGCACACCGGCUGCUGCUGCGCCUGCCAGAAUCUCAAUGUGGGGAAAUGACCGCGAGUGACCUCAAAAGAAACGGUGUGUUUUAACGACUGCUGGCGUUUUGAUUUUAGACGCAAUCAAAGCAAGAAUGUACGUCAAAAUUUAGCGUGAUAUUUCAGGGUAAAAUUCAUUUCAAUACGAGAAAAGAUACGGUUUGCUGGUCGCGCGACUGUCUGACUAGCUUGCAAGCAGCCGGGCUAACAUUAGCCAGCCGAGCUAACCGGGUUUUUCGCCGCUAGCGGCCGUGCUUGUGCUUUUUUUUUCACCCAUUGCAGAUGCUAAGCUAGGCUAGCUGCUGCCAUGGAUAAAGCCAAGUCAAUGAUCGACAAGAACGGAGCGUCGGGACCUUUUCAUGUCAACAACGGGCAGAGCCAACGGGGAUUUCACGCUAACGGCUGCAGCACCAACAACACUUUCAGCUCGAGCACCAGCAGCACGUUUGAGAACAUGCAUCAUCUGCACCGCGGAGACGAUGCGGAGUGCAACGGGUCCCCGGCCAAGAGGUGCCGGCUACGGAGGAGGACGGAGUCGGUGAGACGGAACAGACCACCCUUCCCGUGGUUUGGUAUGGACAUCGGUGGCACCUUGGUCAAGUUGGUGUACUUUGAGCCAGUCGAUAUAACUGCAGAGGAAGAACAGGAAGAAGUGGAAAACCUCAAGUCCAUCCGCCGCUACCUCACCUCAAACGUGGCCUAUGGUAAAACGGGUGUUCGUGACGUCCACUUGGAGCUGAGGAACCUGACCAUGUGCGGCAGGACGGGGAACCUGCACUUCAUCCGCUUCCCAACACAGGCCAUGCCUCGUUUCAUCCAGAUGGGUCGGGACAAGAACUUCUCCAGCCUGCACACAACGCUCUGCGCCACCGGAGGCGGAGCAUACAAGUUUGAGAAUGACUUCAGAACGAUGGCCGACCUGGAGCUGCUGAAGCUCGACGAGCUGGACUGCCUGAUCCGCGGCCUGCUGUUCAUGGACAAGGUGAGCUUCAACGGACACCCAGAGGGCUACUACUUCGAGAACCCAUCGGACACCCAGAGCUGCGUGAAGAAGCCCUGCACCCUGGAUAACCACUUCCCCAUGCUGCUGGUCAACAUCGGCUCCGGGGUCUCCAUACUGGCCGUGUACUCGGAGAACAACUACAAACGGGUGACUGGGACCAGUCUGGGAGGUGGUACAUUCCUGGGCCUUUGCUGUCUGCUGACGGGCUGCGAGACUUUUGAGGAGGCGUUGGAAAUGGCCAGUAAGGGCGACUCCACCAACGUAGACAAGCUGGUGAAAGAUAUCUACGGAGGAGACUACGAGCGCUUUGGCCUUCAGGGCUCAAUUGUGGCAUCCAGUUUUGGCCACAUGAUGAGCAAAGAGAAGCGAGACAGCAUCAGUAAGGAAGACCUGGCCAGAGCCACACUGGUCACCAUCACUAACAACAUAGGAUCCAUAGCACGGAUGUGUGCUGUCAACGAGAAAAUUGAGCGUGUGGUGUUUGUUGGGAACUUCCUUCGUAUCAACACAGUGUCCACAAAGCUGCUCGCCUAUGCCAUGGACUUCUGGUCGAAAGGACAACUAAGAGCCCUCUUCCUGGAACACGAGGGUUAUUUUGGAGCCGUCGGGGCGCUGAUGGAGCUGCUCAAGACAACAGAGGACCCGUGAAGGAAAUUAUAUCGUGACAUCAUCAACCCCUCGACAUGACGAUGUCACCCACCCCUGAAUGCUGUGAUGUCAUCCACUCUCGAUGCUGUGACGUCAUCAACUCAUGAUGCUGCUGAAAGGUCCCGUUCACAGAGGCCGCUAAAGGAACACUAAGAGAGAGAGACACACAGAAACUUAGAAAAGCCAUUUUAAUAAUAUAACACUUGUAAAUAAUGAUAACCUCUAACAUUCAUCUCCUGAACUCCCCGAACAGAGCCCCCCUUAUCAUAGAGGUUUUAAUAUUGUAAUCUUUAAUUUAUGGUUUCCUGUGAUCACAUCUUUUGAUUCCAGUAAUCAGCCCUGUGUCAGGAAGCACAGAGACACAGAGUAUUUUAGUGUUUUAUGUCACUGUGUGUUUGUGUGUGAAUAGCCACUGUAGCAUUACGUCCCGGAGGCUGUAGCACCACGGGCGACUUUUUGUGCGACGAUUCUUUGUCUGCACAGAAAAGAAGUUGCUUUGAACGAAUAGCUGGGCAUUUUUACCACCCGGGACUCAAAGAAAUGUUUUUCCUGGUACAACAGAAACGUUUAACGACUGAUGCCUCUUGCCCUCAGCUGUAGAUGAAUCUGUAAUGUUAAUGAUGCUGCAAUUUUAAAACCCAUUGGCUGAUGACAAUUUAGCCUCUUGGGGCAAAUUGCCCAAUAUUUUGAAGGAUUGGUCGAAGCCAGAGGAUUUCUGGACAACGUAUAUCUGGGCAAAGGCGUCCUGUACUGUUUGCUGCUCAUUGUUCACAGUCCAGUUGGCAACUUGAGACGCUGCAUACACAGAAUCAUGACGCUCUGUAAACAAAUUUCUGCGUAUGAAUGCUAAUAAACUUUAAAUACAGCUAGUAAAAAACUAAAUCAUCAAAAGAUGAUUCCCAGUAAGUUCUGAAAUUGGAUUUUGACCAGAGAGUUACACCUCUUUUGCUCUCCACAUGGACUGUUUAGCUGCAUGCAACCUAAGCUUGCUCCAAAGUGAUUGGACAACAAACUGAAACCAGAAUGCUUCCGAUACCAAAAUCUUGUCCCACAGAUUCUGCAUACAUACGCUGAUACCCAUUUAUAGAGAUUACUGACAGUGUAAAACCAUCAAAACUGCUGCUAAUGGUCACCCAGCUCCAAACUGCAGCUGGACAGAAAGUUGUGGCAGCAGCUGAGGGCUGGGAGGCGUUUUGUUGUCGCCUGUUUGUUGCACAAAAAGUCGCCCACUGUUCCACAGUCUUCGAAGGAGUGCACUGAAGACAAAUCCUGUAGAGAUUCGUAUGACACCUGCCUCCUUCAGCCCAGAGGGGAAGCAGAAAAACAAUCUUUUAUUCUUCUACAGCUCCACUGCACAUGGCCUUCGCUUUUUGUUUGUUUCUCCUCCGUCUGCCUACAUGUAAACAUUAACACCGUAUUGCCACACAUUCAUACCUAACCUGCUGAGUUUAGUGUUAGAUCGCGGGACCAAGACCUUGUCUUCCAACAGAUGGCGCUACAGUUUUGUCUGCAUUAUUUGCUUCUGCUGACCAGCGUCACCACAGCUAUAGUUCAGGACCCAGUCUGCUUCAGUAACCUGUCUACUAUGGGAUUUAUUUUUCUCUUGGGAAUCAUCUUCUCUUUUUCUUGCACCUUUCCCUUUCUGUCAGUGUCCCGUCAGGAGGGUGGAGGCCUCUUUCCUCGCCCUCCAGCCAACCCGGCUGCCUUGUUUGGAGGGUACAGUGUGAUUUAACGAGGAGACUAAAAUGCAUGUGAAUCCUUGCGUUAAGAAAAAUGUCCAGCAGCCUCUGCUGUAGACACAGAUGCAGAAUAAUGGUGUCAUCUUUUGAGAGACAGUGGGGACCAGGACGCUUGCCAAAGGUUGCCCAUUGUGUAAUAUACAGUCAUGCAAAUAUGCCGGCAGCAGAAUCAGUACAUAUGCUGUAGAUUGCACUGUCAUUGCUUUCUAAAUGGUGCAGAUAUUGUGCAUGACAGUUUGUAGUUUAUUCCCUAAAGUGCUGCGUGGUAGGGAAGGGUUUAACCCCCCCAUUUUGCUCUGACAAACAGUGACGAAAUGCAGUCAUGAUUAUACUUUCAGAGUGAUAUAAAUAUUAGCGAUAUUAAAGGAGUUGGCCACCAUUCCCCAGCUACAAUCCCAGUAAUCACUUUUUAUUCUUCUUGGACCCUUCGUGCUAAACUUUAGACUUUCUUUUAGAUUGUAGUGAAGCCAUCGCCCUUCGUUACCUGUAUCCUGGCCACUUUUUAAUAGAAUCUUAUCUGAUCUGUAAUAAUGUUGGGAAGUUGGAUUUGUAAAUAACAUGCACACCUCAUCCUAGAAGAAAUGUUUGCUUGUAAUGUAUUAUGCAUGACAGUGUCAGCUGUGAAGACGCUUCGUCAUCAGUCAUUGUCAAUGAAUUAUAAAAUUAUUACCUUGUAGCUGCUUUCAAGAAACAAGGUAGUUUCCUCUAAAGUCAUAAUGUGUCCCUCCUCCCUGCCUGGAGCUUUACAGCCUUUUAUCUCUUAAAUGUCAAAGCAGCUGAGCUAUUAAACUGAGCUGCUUUACAUUUUUAGUACCACUGUCUACAGGCCUUUACUCUCCGGCAGAGAAACUGUGCUCUUUGUGGAAUUCACCUCCGUCUCUCAGUUUUUGUACGACUAUUUGUUGUUCAAAUACCUCCAAACCAUCACUACUGUACCGACACUUUCAGGUCGGUUAUUUUUCUGUGUUUCUGAGCCUGAUGUAAAAGCAGACAGGAACUUUUCAAAUUUUCACCUAUAUUAAUAACAACAUAGGUGAAAUCCUUAUCAGCUCGUUGAAUGUUAUGCAAGUAUUCUGAACGUCUUGUCCACAAAAUCGAGUUAUGUCCUCUUGACCAUAUAACGUACCCACGGACUAAACUUUGACCCCACCAGAUAACAUGUUUGUUACUAUGAAGUUUGUUUUUUUGUUCAUAGUUCUUGGAUAGUGAUUUUAAGCUGAUGUUUAUAUCCACAGCAACUCACAAUAUGCUAGUAUGUUAAAGGUUCUGCUGUUGAAGCAAUUAUGUUUGCAAAUUUUAGAUAAACCGAAUUUUAAUCAGGUCACAGAAUAAUCACAUUUUUUACAGAGUGGACUCUGUCGCUGUAAAAUUUUAAAAAUUGUAUUUUUCUGUACUGUGGAUACUUUGAUUGCAACAGGCUUCAUGGAUAACAUCAAUUAUCCAAGUGUGAUGAGUAAAACUCUUUAAAAAAUGUUUUUAAGUAGUCGUGUUUUGGAGGGAUUUUGGAGUUUUGCAACCAUUUCUCCUGAAAACAUUGAAUCAUUAGCGUGUUCGAUCUCACUUUCAGCUGUGACGACACUGUAAAUGUUCUGUUCGGGUGCUUUUUGGUCUGUUUGUUUUUAUGUUUGCCUUCUUCCAGCUCUUGUUUGGAUGGUAACAGUGGCCUCGACCUGUCUGGUUCCACUCUGCUUUAAAACCCGGCUGGUGUUGGUUAUCUUUGUGUUCCUCUGUCAUCUGAAAAUCCUGAUCAGUUGCCUUCACUGUGUGUUUACCUGCGUACACCGUCUCUGUGCUCUUCACCUUCAUGUGUGGUUUACUUUUAUUUCUAACCUGCUGAACUUCACCUCCAUGUCUUUGCAGAGCUUUGCUGCAAAAAUGUGUAUUUUUGGUUUUCACUCUUGCUUUCUGUGUUUGUUUUUUGUUUGUUUGUCAUUUGUUUUUUGGGUUUUUUCGUUUGUUGCUAUGGUACUGUAGCAGAAGAUUCAGUGCAGUUAACACAUCCAUGACUCACCAGUCAUAAGUGUGUCUUCGUACAAAAACAUGAAGUUUGACUAAAACUGCAAUGGUUUUAAUUAUUUGAAAAGCCACAACAUUAUUAAGUUCUUACAGAUCAUUAAUACUGACAACUGGAAUUUAACAUGUUUACCUGGUACCUGUCUUUUCAUACUUUUUUUGGGCAGCAGUUUGGUAUGGGAACAUUUUUACAAAAGGUAUGUCCUGUUUUUUUCUGCUUUUUUGUGGCCAGUAAUAAGUUAUAAUGUGGGUUCCCCAUGUGAUUUGAAUAUAAUGUUGUACAGAAUUUCUUUUCUUUUUUUUUUGCUUUUUAUUUUAUUUUAUUCUAUUAUUAUUGUGGUUGGCACAAAGAACCAGUGUGAUUGUUUCCAGAAAUGUAAAUCCCUGCCGUCAUGCUCUGAGGGGCCAAAGAAGCCCUUUCAAGCAUGUGGUGAUUUUCCGCACUUAUAAAAGUCAUCAGACUGCAAGUUGUAACAUUCAAACACAGAUCAUCGCUGUCCUGCAGAGCCUUUUAUCUCAAAACACGUGAAGACCCAAGUACAAGCAGCACUUAUUCACAGAAGCGGCUUUUGACAUUUUUUAUCAUCACGUGGCUCGGGCCUGGCGUCAGGGCUAUAUUUGAUUGGAAACGGAUAAAAAAAAAAAGAAGACAAGCGUGAAAAAAGAAGAUAAUGUUUAGGCUUCAAUGGUAAUAUUCAUUUGCCCGACUUGCACAGAAUAUUUUGUGACUCACUUGCCCGAAGUCAGUUUUUAUUUUCACCUAUACAAAUUGUUUUGCCGGCAGCCCUUUAAGCUGCCAUGUAAGCAAGAUACUAUCAGCUCUUGUUCUGGCACUCCAGUGACAUUUUUUGGUAAACUUGAAGUGCCUUUGAAAAACAGCCCUAUUUUAUCAGCCUCGAUCUUAAACUUGUGGCAAACUGCGCAGUACAUCAUUGGAGAUUUGCCAAAAUCCUCAAACACUGUUUCCAGGAUAAAUGAAACGUUCACUCGCACUUCAGCUCAUAAACUUUGUCUUUAGCCGCUACCACUUUCUCCCGAGCGCCCAAUCAGUGCUGCACGCGAAUUUGGGAAUCACAGGAUGGCAAAGGAAUGGCCGGCCUUACUCUGCCUUACUCUCCAUCUGAUUGGCUAACACUGACAUUCUCACCGUAACCAAUCCCACUGCUCUUGCGUAAACCUUACAAAUCCAACCGAUGAGGGAAACAAAUCUUAGUCACUCAUGAGCAGGCCAUUCCUUCACUAUCCUAGGAUUCGCAAAUUUGAGUAACGCAUGUCAAUAGUGAUGAGAGGGAAGCGAGAUGGUUCGCUCAUUAGCUGCUUCCAUCAACAGCUCCAGAAAAAAAACAGUUUUAAGUUAUUUUUGCACAAUUUUUCAGGUGAGUUGCUAGAUUUUCUAGCUUGACGUGGCAUUUUACUCGCCGCUGGCAAUCCUUAUUGUUGAGCCCUGAUGUUGAUGAUGAAGGUCUCUGCAUAACAAUUAUGACGUGUGUUUGAAAGUUCAUUUUAAAGUGUACCUGUGUGUUCCUAAUCAUGGUGUCAUUAUGAGUUAUAAUGUGAUUUUCAUACUCAGCAGAUCCGAAACUGUUCUAGUCCAGAGUCCACAGACUGUCUUGGGGAUAUCAUGAGUACUUGUACUACUAAACUACUUGUAGUAUUUUUGUACCUUACUGUUGUACUAAUGUACUGCUGCAGCUUCAGUGUUUUUGGCUACAAAAACCAAAUAACUCUUGCUGAAACUUGUAUUCUUCACAUAAACUGUUGACACUCGUGAAGCCCAUCGCUCAGAGCGGUAUCACAUCUUGCGCUGUAGUUGACAUGUUUGUGACGUUUUGUCCUUUUUGAAAGUGUUUCUUCUGCAACACAGAUACAGUAUGAGGCAAGAAUUCAGCCAUUUAAGCUUUUAAGCAUAGAUUUUUCUGUCAUCACGAGUCAGCGCUGUGGGUGUUUAUGUGCUUUGGAAAUGGUCUGUGAGUUGUGAUUUUAGAGUUUGGGCUUUGAACCUCACUAACGCUUUGUUGGGGGUUCAUAUCCCCCCCGGGACCACCUGUACUCGGAUCAGUAUGUAUUUCUCGGUACUGUAAGGAGCUUAGAGUGUCCACCUAACGGCAAAUGUUAUGUCAUCCGUAGUGAAAUCCAACCAACAGGCUAUGCAGUAAUUCAUCUAUCUCUUUGUCCCUCUCAACAAACUCACCUCUUCUAAAGCUACCAGAGUUGAUUUGACUUGUUUGUAAAUGUUUUUAAAAAAAUAUAUGCAACCCUGUUAGAUUUCCCCUGUUAGAAAUCCUGUUUGAAUCUUGACGGGGAAAGUUUCUCCUCCUGAAGUUUCUGUCCUGCUGAUGUAGUUGUUAACACUACUUAAGGUGGAUGCUCACAACAGGAUGUUUUAGGCCAAAUUGUGCACCAUAACAAGCAUACGAAGCACGUUUUGUCAGUUUUCUUCAGCCGUUUUUAAACGGCUUUGUCAUGACGGACUCGUUUGAUCUAAAUUGUGCGUCUUGUCUGAUUAGCAAUAGUUGAGGAUUGAUAAACUGUAAUCACCUUGCUGCGGUCAAACCUUGUGUUGUACACUCGUCACAGUGACGUAAUGUUUCCUGUGAUGUUCUGACCUUUAGCUCGUCUGUUUUUCCACUUUGCUAAACUGUUCAGGCGGUUCCCAAUCUGGUCAAACAUCCUGCUGCGUGAACACAUCCAGCCUUUUUAAAACUGACUUCUGGAAUGCUUGACUGGCGGGACAGACCUUUUCACCCUUGUGUAUUUGAUUGUACAGAGAUUUUGUAAAUAAUAUUAAUAUGAUAUAUUCUACACCAGCAAUCUGUCUGUUGAUUCAGUUGUUUCAACUGUUCAGGGCCUGGCUUCCCAAACAUGACUCGGCACAUGAUUUACAAUCCACACGCAGACAGAAGACGCACCGAGACGAAUCACUUUUCUCUGCAGCUUUAGCCAUGAUGGAUAACAAAUACUUUUAGGAGUCUGUUUAAUCUACUAGUGGUAUAUAAUUAAUGACAUUUUUCUUAUUGGGACUAGAUACAUUUCUACAUGUUUAUUCGUGAUUGUCUAAAAAUCUUUGUGUGUUAAACCAACCUGUCAGAUCAUUUUUUACAUUAAUUGUCAAUUUAAUAUAAUUUUCUCUGUUUCAUUCAGGUGCAUUUGGCUUUGAUUAAACAUAAUCAUGCUUAAAAAAAUCAUACUUACUCUGAUAGGCUGCAGUCCGGACAUCUGUUUUCUGUCUGCUGGAUUUCAGCGCCCAAGUUUCACCUCGGCUCCUCUGUGAUCUGGGUGUGACAGUUUUGGGAAGCCCAGUGCUGGUUGUUGGCGUCAGUUCUGCUGCUGCUUUUAACUCCGGUUUGAAAACAGAAAGGGUUAAAAAGGAAAAAAAAAGUAUAAAAAUGGCUCCCUGCCUUGUGCAAUGCGUAUGUACUGAAGUGAAGAGAUUUUUUUUUUUCUAAAAAGGAAUUAAACUAAAACUGGAUGAGA
Messenger RNA from Plectropomus leopardus (leopard coralgrouper), 8972 nucleotides. RefSeq names its product pantothenate kinase 1a (gene pank1a). NCBI's taxonomy places the organism in Eukaryota, Metazoa, Chordata, Actinopteri, Perciformes, Serranidae. Gene Ontology annotation, molecular function: ATP binding; pantothenate kinase activity. Gene Ontology annotation, biological process: coenzyme A biosynthetic process. The record is from RefSeq and is a predicted model, not a curated record. Gene Ontology annotation, cellular component: cytosol; nucleus.